Molecule: messenger RNA, 4375 nt
Organism: Maniola jurtina (meadow brown)
Lineage: Eukaryota; Metazoa; Arthropoda; Insecta; Lepidoptera; Nymphalidae
Gene: eIF4B
Product: eukaryotic translation initiation factor 4B
Exons: 15
Coding region: 32-1954 (640 amino acids)
Molecular function (GO): RNA binding
Source: RefSeq, a predicted model, not a curated record
UCAGUGGCAACACUGGCCCCAGCCUUGUAAUAUGGCCGCUACAGGCAAGAAAUCCAAGAAAACAAAAUGGAUCAAAGCAGACGCCACAAACUUCAUUGCGGAGUCAACUACGAUCCCUACUGCGAACAAUUGGGCCGACUCUGUAGAUGAAGAACAGAGCACCUACUCAUCGUCACAGCGGCACCGCGCGCCCGUAGUGCUUCCGUCAGCCUCGCGCGCCGCCCGCGGAGGCCUGGCCGUCGACGAUGAGUCCAUCCCGCGCCGCCCGCCCUUCAUCGCGCAUAUCUCCAACCUGCCCUACGAUGUCGAGGAGAGCGCGAUCAUGGAGCUCUUCGCGGGACUCAAGAUCAAUAACUUGAGACUGCCAAAGGAGAGUGGGCGUCUCAAGGGCUUUGGAGAUGUAGAUUUUGAGGACAGAGAGAGUCUUGUCAGUGCUAUGAACAUGCCUGACUUGUUAGUUGGCGGAAGAAGGAUCAGAAUUGAGGUGUCCACACAAGACAAUGAUCGCCGAAUGGGCAGAGGUGGCAGGAACGACAGAGACAGGGAGUACGAUCCAGAGCGUACGAUGGGCGAUUGGCGAUCGGGACCGCGCGCCGUGCCGGUGCGAGAACGCGAUGGUCCACGAGAACGCGACAGAGACCGCGACCGCGACCGUGAACGAGACUCGAGCGCGGACAAUAAGCCGGGAGGGUGGCGAGAUGCGGAGCGGCCAGAGGCCGCGCGCGCGCCCUACGGUGGACGGGACUCCUAUGGCAGAGACCGGGAGCGGGACGGCAUGGCGAGCGCGGACAAUAAGCCGGGAGCAUGGCGCGACGCGGAGCGGCCCGAGGCCGCGCGCGCGCCCUACGGUGGACGGGACUCCUAUGGCAGAGACCGGGAACGAGACGGAGGCCGGGAGCGCGGCUACGGCGGCCGCGACGGUUUUCGCACCGCUGAUAACCGAGAGGGGGGAGGGGGCGGAUUUGGUAAUCGUGAAAGCAGAGGUUUUGGAGGACGAGGCUUUGGUGACAGGGAGCGAGACCCACCCAGAGAAGAUAGCAAGCCUCGUGAGCGUCCGAAGUUGAACCUCCUACCGCGAACGGUGCCGCGGGAGUUAGAAGCACCCACGAAACCAGCGGACGGAGCACCAUUGGACGAUAAAGUUCCUGAAAAGGUUGUGCCCAAGCCUGUGCCGGCUGAAAAGGUGUUCGGAGCGGCCAAACCUGUUGAUACCGCUGCCAAGGAACGCGAAAUUGAGGAACGUUUAAGGAAACAAGAAGAGGAAGCAAGGAAAGCUGCGGAAGAGAAGGAACGCUGGGGUCGCAGGAAUGAUCAUUCCGGUGACCGUCGUGGUGGCGCAAGACGAGAUGACCGCGACCGCGGCCGCGACUCUCGAAGUUAUAAUAGAGACCGACGCGACGACGAUAGACGCGACUAUUCGAAAGACGACAGAGACAAACGUGACUAUUCAAAGGACAGUAGCGAUCGACGCGAUUAUUCACGCGACGACAGGGACCGACGCGACAGAGACGACAGCCGACGCGAUAGGGACGAUAGAGACCGACGCGACAGGGACGACAGAGACCGACGCGACAAGGAGGAUAGAGACAGGCGCGACAGGGACGAUAGAGAUCGCCGUGAUAGAGAUGAUAAGGAUAAACCCGAUGACAGAGACAGGCGCGACUACAGGGACGAUGACAGACGUGACGGGGAAGUUGACAGACGUGACAGGGACGACGAUAGACCCGUAAGAGAUGACGAUAGGCGCGACAGGGACGCUGAAGAUAGGCGAGAUCCCUCGCCGGAGAAGAAAGACGAUGAAGCGCAGCGCAAUGGUCGCCACAGUCGCAGUCGCGACCGCACCGACGCCGAGGAUAGACCCAUGCCCAAGUUGAAGGAGCAAGAAAAACCGAACUUCGUAGCAUCGAAUAAAUUCAGCUUCCUCGAAGACGCCGACGACGGCGGGUCCGACUAACGAGCGAUACUGACUCGCUCCUAAUAACAUUACAACGUAACAGUUGACUUUGACUCGAGUGUGAAGUGAAAAAAAAUUGCGAGUAACAAGUGAUUAAAGUUAAACUAAACUGUUCAGAGACUGUGCUAUGUUAUAGAACUCAUUAUAGUGCGGCGUGGUUUGUCCCCGAGGACUUCAUUGCGGCCGAUGCUGACGUCGCUGCGAGGGCGGCCCCAGCCUCUACUGUGACACGCCUUACGCGUCACGAAACUUAGAAACGAUUACAGUUUUAUACUAAACGAGAACUAAGCACAAAGUUUGACCAAUGAAACAAAAUCUUGAAAAUGAAACUUAACUAAAAAUGAACUAAUAAAAAAUGUAAUUCUUUGACGCUUUAAGGCAUUGUUUAUUUAUAAAAUAACUAGUAAAAAGAAAUGAAAAAUAGUAUACUGUCAUUGUCUCAACUUAUAUUUUAGAUGUCCUUUGCUGGAUGAAGGUCUUAAAACUCUGUCUUUUACUGCUUGUAUCCAUCUACCUUUUAGGGGUUUUCCAAUGUUGUUAAUAAAUUUUAAAGUAUUGAAAUACAACAUUUAAUCAUCAUAGAGUGGUUUGAAUGAGAAACAUUCAAUUGAAUAAAUAUACAAGCUAUCUACAUGUAAAAUGGUUUCAGAGUAAAAUGUUGACAUUAUAAUAUUAUCAAGUGGUGAUAAAAUUCUGCCUUUGAAUAAAUUACCUAUUUGCCUGGAUGACUCGACUAGAAAAAGAGUAGGAUCAAGUAAUUGUGGUCAUCUUUUAUGCCUUGUUAUCAAAAGCAUUAAAAACCUGACUGGUCUUGGAUACCAUCAGAUUCUUAUGUACCCUGAAGGUAAUUAGAAGUUUGUAACUUGAUGUUUCUUAUAAGUUACAUUAAUAGUUAAGUAACUAUUAUUAGUUAUACUUGCAUUUUCUGCACUGAGUCCAUAUCAGUCAUAUGGACUCAAUAAAAAUGAUAAAGCAAUGUGUAAGAAAUACAUAAAACAGACUCAAUAGUUUCAAUUUUCGUGGCGUGUAUUGUAAAGCUGUAUCUAUCAAGCUUCUUCACCCUAGCCAAUCUCAUUUCGUUCCUAAAUUAUUCAACUCACUUCUCAAUGCAGCGUACAAAGCUAUCACAGUUCAGGCUGGGGCUCGCAACCGUGUACUGAUUGGUGUAAAUUUUUCUAUGGGUUUGUUACAUUGUAGUAUUUACAAGUCAUUCGGAAAGUGUGUCGUAACCCAAAAGGGGAGUCAUUAUACUCAUUCUUAUAAACAACUUUUGGACCAAACCUUACACUGAGUUCUAUAUACUGAACUUACUCUUGGUCCAGAUUUAAGCUGAGAUUUCCAGACUGUAUUUUUACUUUGCUCAGACUUUUAGAGUUAUGCAAGAGACAUAACUCAGUCUAGAAGUAAAGUCUGAGCUAAUUCAAUGUACACUGUAUAGAUCACAGCCACUGAGUUAAAAUAAGACAGAUUCAUGUAAGAGACAUAACUCUGUCUCGUUUUAACUGUCUUAAGUCUGAUCUAAUCAAAGUAUUGUCUAUCGAUCUGUGAUAAAAAGAUACUGUUCCACAAUAAAAUGAAGUGACCAAAAAUUUUUCACAAAGGUCCAGACUCCCAUAGUUUUUUUUUAUAUAAUGAUGAGUACAAUUACCCCUCUUUUGAGUUAGGAUCCAUGUUUUAAAUGGCCUUGUAUAUGUGGGUUUAUAUAUUAAACGAUUGUCCGAGAGCAUUCAAUGCGAAUUAUUCCUAUAAAUAGUUUUUUAGUUAACAGGGACACGGUUCUCUAUGAUAUUGAAAUUGUCACAGCAUUUUAGGGAUGUGACAUUUUAACAUAUACAAGAUAUGUCAAGUUUGACAAAUGUUGGGCUAAUGUGUCCUAGGCUCCUAAGAUUUUAAUGUCAUAGUGAAUAAGAGGCCUCACAACUGGUACAGGUGCUCUCGUUUAUAUGUAUAAUCCUUUUGUGAAUAAUUAUUUAUAUUUUUAACUGAUAUUGUUGAUUGAGGUCUUAUAUAUUACUUUUCAAUUUAUAUGGAACAAUUGAUUCAUUGCCACAGGAAAUGUAUUUUUUUUUUAGAAUAUGUCUAUACCUAAAUAUUUAGUCGAUUUAGAAUAAUAUUAGAAUGUUAAUUGUAUUAUUUAAUGUUACACAUACGCCGAAUUCAUCAGGUCAAGUGCUAUUUGGAGCGCAAUACUUAGAAUGCGCAUACUGCCAUAGUGUGCCUGCAUUGAUUAAAAAAAAAUAGUUAUGUAUGAAAUUGAAAGUACCUAAUAAGAAAAAUUGGGUCCGGUCACAAGAUAUACCACUGUUCUAAAGUAUAUCAAUAUAUAUAUAUUUUUUUUUGUUUGUAAAAUCUUCAGAAUUUGUUUGGUAGGUAUGUAUUGUCUUAUUGUGAAUUAUAAAUAAAUUACUCUUUUACAGCCAA